ACGCCUGUUGUUGUGGCGUCUGCCCUCCGUCAGUCGCUCCCCUCUGUUCUCACCCCUUUUCCCCCGUCACACCUCCCCCUCUUUCUCUCUGCCUAUUCCUUCAGUCUAGUUCCGUUGUCCCGUUGGCUUUUUGUAGGGGGUUGAGGGUGGGAUCUCGCGAUUGUUGGACUUUUUUGGAGACUGUGGAAGAUGGCGCCCGUUGUGACGGGGAAGUUUGGCGAGCGACCUCAACCACAACGUCUGACAAGAGAGGCUAUGAGGAACUAUCUAAAGGAGAGAGGUGACCAAACUGUACUCAUACUGCACGCAAAAGUCGCUCAGAAGUCUUAUGGCAAUGAGAAAAGGUUUUUCUGCCCGCCUCCGUGUGUGUAUUUGAUGGGUUGCGGCUGGAAGAAGAAGAGGGAGGAGAUGGAGAAAGAUGGCUGCUCCGACCAGGAGGCCCAGCCCUGCGCAUUUAUCGGCAUCGGCAACAGCGAACAAGAAAUGCAGCAGCUCAAUCUGGAGGGGAAGAAUUUCUGCACAGCCAAGACCCUGUACAUCAGUGACUCAGACAAGAGAAAGCACUUCAUGCUGUCAGUCAGGAUGCUGUACGGCAACAGCAGCAACAUCGGAAUGUUCCUGAGCAAGAGAAUCAAGGUCAUCUCCAAACCUUCCAAGAAGAAACAAUCUCUGAAGAAUGCUGACCUGUGUAUAGCGUCGGGGACCAAGGUGGCAUUGUUUAACCGCUUGCGUUCUCAGACGGUCAGCACGCGCUACCUCCACGUAGAAGGAGGCAACUUCCACGCCAGCUCUCAGCAGUGGGGAGCCUUCCACAUCCACCUCUUGGAUGAUGAGGAGUCUGAGGGGGAGGAGUUUGCGGUGAGGGACGGCUACAUCCACUAUGGCCAGACAGUCAAACUGGUGUGCUCUGUGACUGGCAUGGCCCUGCCCAGACUGGUGAUCCGUAAAGUGGACAAGCAGACCGCUCUGAUGGAUGCAGACGACCCAGUUUCCCAGCUCCACAAGUGUGCCUUCUACCUGAAGGACACGGAGAGGAUGUACCUCUGCCUCUCCCAGGAGAGGAUCAUCCAGUUCCAGGCCACACCCUGCCCCAAAGAGACCAAUAAGGAGAUGAUCAACGAUGGUGCUUCCUGGACCAUCAUCAGCACGGACAAGGCAGAGUACACCUUCUACGAAGGCAUGGGCCCUGUGCCCAACCCAGUCACGCCAGUCCCUGUGGUGGAGAGUCUGCAGCUGAAUGGAGGAGGGGAUGUGGCCAUGUUGGAGCUGACAGGACACAACUUCAUCCCCGAACUACGAGUCUGGUUUGGAGAUGUGGAGGCCGACACCAUGUACAGGUGUGGGGAGAGCGUGCUGUGUGUGGUCCCAGACAUCUCUGCCUUCAGGGAGGGCUGGCGCUGGGUCCGCCAGCCCGUCCAGGUUCCCGUCACGCUGGUCCGCAACGACGGCAUCAUCUACUCCACCGCCCUCACCUUCACCUACACCCCUGAGCCGGGGCCGCGGCCCCACUGCAGCGCGGCCGGCGCCAUCCUCCGAGCCCACAGCACCUCGUCAUCCUCGCCCACGUCGUCUUCCUCCCCUUCGUCCUCGUCCUCGCUGGGGGGCAUGGGGGACGGACAGGGGGGCUACGCUACCAGCGGCUCCACCAGCAGCAUGUCGUCUGCCUCGGCCAUGUCGGUGUCCUCGUAACGGAGUGUGUGUGCGUGCAUGCGUAGGCUUAUGGACCUGUAUGGGACUAUGUACUUGAUGACCCUUGAAGGAGCACUUGAGCUGAGGAGAAGGAUGAAAAGACAUGAGACUUUGAAACAUCUUUCUGGUGCCUCUGGUGCCCACGUGUGGCCGUUAUUGGAAAUGAGCGACGUGUCGGACUUGACUCUUAAGGGAUUUCGCUUACGUUUCGUUCAUCAACCACCUCACUUUGACAAAAGCCUUUUUUGUAAAAGGAACUUUUUUUAUACUACGGUCGUUUGUGAACGACUUUCACCACACACCUUUUCUAUUGAGGAUGUUCCAACAUUAGGGCUUGAAGAUGCACUGCUUGUGUGCAAGGGAAACCUGUGUGGGGAAAAAACUUUAUUAUGGUAACAGUUUCUAUGGACCAAGGAAUAUUAUUAUAUUAUUAUUUUAUUCUUAUGAUAUUUUAUAAGCUUUAGCUGAGGUACAAUUUCACUUUUUUUGUAUUAUAACUUUAUAGUAAUUGAAGUACACUUUUUGUUACCAAAUAGUUUUGAUUUAUUUGUUUUCUUCUUGCGUUUGAGACAUUUCUGUCUUUAAGAAGGGUAGGAAGGUAAUGUGUGCAUCUUAAGUUGUCUAAACUGGUUUCCUCUCCUUGUCUCUUCCAGUUUUACUGACAUACAAGAGUAGUGAGGAAUGAGAGCAAACUCACACUUCCACUACGCUGCCAUUACUUCCUGUUUCUUCAGGUCAGGUGAAGGUGAAAGAAAACUAUUAGCUUGGGCUGUCACUAACAACUGUUCUGGUAGUCGAAUAUUUGUUCAUUCACUGGGAUAAGAAAAUAACAAUAAUACAAAAAGAGAAAAUAUUGCCUUACAAAAUUAUACCACUGGAAGCAAGAGCUGUAAUAUUACUGCAUAAUCAUGUAACUAACAUGUAAUUAAAUAUUUUUAAUCUUACAAUUAUAAAGAGGACCUUCACAGUGCAAUGGACUAUUCACGGCCACUGUGGAGGGUUGAACGUUUUUUUUUUAAGUCGAUUAAUUAGCACAAUACUCAAAUACCAUAAUAGUUGAUGGUAACAGCCCUAGAAACACCCUUAGCCUAUUGAGACACCUCAAAGUGGUGUUUAUUUGCAUAGCUGCCUUAGUUGUUUCUGGCCAAUCGCUUCUCUCUAUCAUAAUUUUUUUUACAACACAGUCAUUUUUGUUGUUGUUGAAAGUGUAUAUGUGGUUAUGAUGUUGUUUUCUACACUAUCAGUGUAUGUGGGAGACCUUCGGAAAGGAAGGCCUGUAUUUUCUAAUCAAUUUUUCCUUUCUUUUAUAUAAGUGAAUGCCCAAAUCCAAACAUAUUCCCCUAACCUCUCAAACACCCCCUUGCCACUAAGAUGUUCUGAUUGGUGGAGGCAGGUUGGAUCUACUCCCAGCCUGGCCCCUGAUAAGUCAUGAGGGGUUCUGUCUUUCUGCUUGGCACCCAACCUUUUAACAUCUCCUGAAGCAGGGAGUAAGGGGCUAAUGGUCAGUUUUGGACCAGGGCCUAAUUCUUUCACAGAGAGCUUUAAAACACCAAGUCUGCCUUUAGCCUUUUAUAGCACCCCCAGCCUUUGUUUAAUGUCUGAUGAUGUGUUUGCAUUAGGAGGGUCAAAAUAACUAAAGUCACUAAAUUAGCUGUACCUGUGUCUUGCUAAGCUAACGCUAAUGUGCAGCGCAAGUUGCUGCACUUGGGCUAAAAGCUAUGGGGUCUUUUGAAUCAUGUUGUCUUAAAACCACUACCUACGAGAAAGAGAGGCCUCUCUUCCCUCUGCUAGCUCCUUCCUCUUGCUGUGUACUGAGUAGUUAACGUACAAUAACCCUUUCAUUGAACUGCCUUAAUGAACAAAGUCUUCAGUCUGUAUUUUGGAAAAGAGGGAUCCUUUUGUUCUUGUUAGCAUUCACAGUAUGAAAAGCAUAUACAGUGUGUACAAUGUCACAUGUCAAAGGAAUAGUUUUUAAACGGAUAGAUUCCAAAACAGCAAUGUGUCUGCUUGGUAGUGUGGUCCUGGACCUCAACAUGACGGUGAGGUUGUCACCAGCUUCACCCAUCCAUGGUGGGACUCUCUCUAUGCCAUCUCUCUUCUGCUCACUGUCUUCUUGUUUGACUGACAAAGUCUUCACACUGUGAAUCUCACAAGCACCAGGACAGGAAAUAAGAACUAUACUCUUAAAAUGCCAAAGUAAUAUUUCUUAUUUUAACUUUGUCGUUAUGCUGGCAGCUUUUCGUUUGGAGUCAGAGAGAGAAUCAUUUAAUUCCAGUAAGAACUCAAUGAUGGGUAAUUCAGUGGACAUUGUUUUGUAUAUCAUUUUUUUCUCAUUUCUAUUUCUCUCCUUUCAUGUCUUUUCUUUUGAGUGUCAUUCUAAAGGUGAGUCUCAGUAUUCGCAAGAGAAAGGUCAAGUAAUAAAAAAGCAGAAGUUUGCCCCUCUGUA
Molecule: messenger RNA, 4135 nt
Organism: Osmerus eperlanus (European smelt)
Lineage: Eukaryota; Metazoa; Chordata; Actinopteri; Osmeriformes; Osmeridae
Gene: rbpja
Product: recombination signal binding protein for immunoglobulin kappa J region a
Exons: 11
Coding region: 190-1689 (499 amino acids)
Biological process (GO): Notch signaling pathway; regulation of transcription by RNA polymerase II
Cellular component (GO): MAML1-RBP-Jkappa- ICN1 complex; nucleus
Molecular function (GO): DNA-binding transcription activator activity, RNA polymerase II-specific; RNA polymerase II cis-regulatory region sequence-specific DNA binding
Source: RefSeq, a predicted model, not a curated record